Molecule: messenger RNA, 2856 nt
Organism: Colletotrichum higginsianum IMI 349063
Lineage: Eukaryota; Fungi; Ascomycota; Sordariomycetes; Glomerellales; Glomerellaceae
Product: Ring finger domain-containing protein
Exons: 2
Coding region: 1-2856 (951 amino acids)
Biological process (GO): mitotic cell cycle checkpoint signaling; ubiquitin-dependent protein catabolic process; protein ubiquitination
Cellular component (GO): nucleus
Molecular function (GO): ubiquitin-protein transferase activity; metal ion binding; protein binding
Source: RefSeq, a predicted model, not a curated record
AUGGAUUCCUCAAAGCCAGGACUCGAUCUCGAGAGGGAGCUGACGUGCUCUAUCUGCACCGAACUCCUCUACCAGCCUUUGACGCUUCUCGACUGCUUGCACACCUACUGCGGUGCAUGCUUGAAGGACUGGUUCUCUUUCCAGGCGAACCAGGCCGAGAACUCUCCAACCCCGCCCGUACCCGGCGCCAACGUCUUCACCUGCCCGUCAUGCCGUGCGCCGGUGCGCGACACGAGGCACAAUGCCACCGUCGCAACCCUCCUCGACAUGCUGGUCGCGGCGAACCCAGACAGGAGGAGAUCGGAGACUGAUGUGGAGGAGAUGGGCAAGAAGUACAGGCCAGGCGACACAGUGCUGCCUGAGCUGAGACUCCCCGAGAGGACCCCGGAGGAGAGACGAGCCGACGACGCGGAGAGGAGGUUGCUGGAAGACGUGCGAGAUCUUAGCCUCAGGGAAGCCGGUGUAGAAUCUUCUUCCCUGGCCCCUCGACAUGGACGACGCAGGGAGGACAGCAGCUCCGCUGAUGGCAGAGCACGCCGAAGCCGAGACCACAGUCGGGACGGCCGCCACGGCCCCAGGUACGAGGGUAGCCGAAGGCCCCGGGCCAACGAAGGGCGAUCCAGCGCGGACCAGCUGCAGCCACAGUCGGAUGCGAGAUCGAGCGAGCACAGGAGGCGACGGAGGAGCGAGUCGAGGCACCGUUCCGACGAGUCAUCCGACACGAGGCGCCGACAAAUUGAGCACCAAUCAUCCCUGAGAUCUCUGAUCAGCUCGGGCGACUUGAGCGAGCGCGACAUUGAGAGAGAGAUUGAAGACUUUGCCAGGCAAAUCCAGGAGGAGGGGCUGUUGGACGGGCUGGACCUUGACAAUAUCGACCUGAGUCGGAACGAUGAGUUGAGCCGCAAGAUCACAGAGGCCUACCGACGAAGGCAACGGGAGCGCACGAGAGCCGAGGCGGCGGCGGCGGCGGCGGCGGCGGCGGCGAGGAGGAACAACGCGAGCGGGCAGUCCAGAUCCUCUCCUGACCGAGUGCAUGAGAUACGGUCUGGUGCAUCGGAUAACAGCAGACCAACCAGCAGGCAACGGCCGCAUUCGAGGUCAACCAGCGCGAGCGGCUUCCCCGAAGACCGCAGCCGCCCACCGCUCUCCCAGAGCGCCCUGCAUCUCGAAGUGCGACCGGAGGAGAGGCGAAGAAGGAGGCGGACCUCGAGCGGCGGCCGUAGUGCAACGACGCCUCUGCCAGAAGCAACGCAAUCCGAAACUCGGGUGACGACGCGCUCGCAGACAGACUUGUCGACGACGCGGCCACAAUUUGGCGAAGCAUCCGCCCCGAGGACUGUCUUCACCGAAAUCCGAAGUUCCAGCACGCCCUCGGUGCCCACUACGACGCAGUCUCCGACAACCGCGCCGCCGCCACGCGACCUCACCUUCGCCAGCCGGGUGACGAACCCGUCGGCGCUGGUGUCGGCCAACUUCGCGCCGUCUCCUCCCAUGGAGCCGCUGUCGCCUCGCAUGCAACGACCGAACCGACCGGCGGACCUGUCCAUCAUCGGCCAGGCCACGUCGGGCCCUGUUGGGCUGGGUCUGGGCAUGAGCAGUCCAACCACCCCCGGGCACCAACGGACACGAUCACAGCUUUACCCUGAACCAUCGAUUACGUGCGCCCGUUGCGCGAAGCAGCACAUCGAGUAUGAGCUUCACUACAACUGCAACAUCUGUGCCAGCGGCAACUGGAACAUCUGCCUCGAGUGCUACAGGUCGGGCAAGGGCUGCCUACACUGGUUCGGCUUCGGAUACGGCGCCUGGGCCAAGUGGGAGAAGGCUCGGCACGCGGCCAAAGAAGACAUCCCUAGGCCCCACAUGCUGACGGCAAACCGGUAUCUCCAGCCCAAGAUCAUCCCUGGCGGCGCGGAGGGCAGACGGACGCUUACGACGGAGGACCCGAUAAAGAGGCUGGAAAGCGGCAACUUCUGCGCGCGGUGUCUGACCUGGGCGAACGAGUGCUUCUGGCGCUGCGACAACUGCAACUUUGGCGACUGGGGGUUCUGCAACAGCUGCGUGAACCAGGGGCGGUCAUGCACCCACCCUCUCCUGCCCCUGACCUAUCAGCCGCAGCCGUCACACACGCCGCCCGCGAGCCCCAGAUCGCCUCGGCCGCCUUACGCGGCCGCGGUCCUGACGGGACCCAACAUCCACAGCAUCGGCCCGUUCAAGCCGCUCACUUUCACGACCCGCUGCGACGUCUGCCAGGACCCCAUCGCUCCCAGCCAUAGCCGAUACCACUGCUUCACCUGCACCAGCUCCAUCGAGCCGGACACCCAGCCGGGCGACUAUGACGUUUGCACAAACUGCUACGCCAACCUCGAAGCACGCGACCAGAUCAGUCCUGAGAACGGGCAUGCAGGUUGGCGCCGGUGCCUCAACGGACACCGCAUGAUCGUCAUCGGCUUCCGCGACGGGCCUGGCGGGCAGCUGCGGCACAUCCUGUCCGACCUCGUGGGCGGGCGCAACCUACGUAUCACCGCGGCGGAGGGCAGCGACGAGCAGGCGCCGCAGAAAUGGUGGUGGUACGAAGGCGGACAGAAGCGCGAACGCUUCGUCACCAGGGACGUCGCGGCCGAUGCACCGAUGGCCGAGGGCCUCGCGCCGGGGUUCCCGCCCGAUGGCGGCGGGGGAAUUCGAGCGAGCGCCACGUGGGCCUGGUAUCCCAAGGCCGAAGACGAGCUCUUGUUUCCCAGGGGCGCGGAGAUCCGGGAGAUUGAGGAUGUUAAUGGGGACUGGUUCUUCGGGGUCUACAUGGGCGCCAAGGGGCUGUUUCCGUCGCCGUACGUGAGACGACUGGAUGAUCACAAGUGA